UAUUUUUUUUCUUGUAUCUAAUUUUCCAUUCAUCGAUCGUCCACGGAAUCGCAGGUAUUUUUCGAUUAAUCGUGUCUAAGGAAGCCUAUUCACCGUAGUAUGUAAAUUGUUUAGAAUACGCUUAAUAGUGAAGGAAAUGAGACAAUGAUAAUGGUCGAUUGAUAAAAUGCGGUCUCAUUUACAAGAGUUCAUUCAUUCAUAUAAUCGGCUGGCGAUUCAACGCUCGUUUAAAAGUUUAAAAUUCUACCGAAUUUUCGCGCAAUUAUGUAUGUAUCUUUAUCGCCUCGUAACACAUAGUAUACAUAAUACGUAUAGUGUAACACGUGUAACAAAGUAGCAUAGUGGAAGAUAGGAAACAGAACACGUUGAGCAAUCCGAUGUGCCAACUUCGACGUUGUAGCGUCAUUCUGAUUUACCAACAAAGCGAAUCACGUGCCGUGUGUAAUAGCCUACGUAACAGCUCGAGUACUCUUCUUCACCUUUUCAGGAGAUAAUAGAAAGUUUGAUACACGUACAUAUUUACUAUUCUACAUUCCUUCCAUUUCAUUCUACCGUAUCGUUGCUUAUCUUCUAUCGAGCCGGAUGAAGCUUUCGUAUGUUAUCGCUUCCUUCACUGGCCACCACCACGCUCUAGUUUUUCUUUUUGUAAUUCCCAGAAAAGUUGAUCGCGUUUGCAUUCCUCUGCUUGUUCUUGGUUCCCAACGAAACACGAGGCAGACGUUUCUCAAGAGACUCGCCCAUCGCGUCUUUUUUUUUUUCUUUCCUUUUUUCUUUCCUUUUUUUCUCCCUCUCCUCGUGGAAAACAUUUUCUUGUUCUCUAGCUAAGUGAUCCAUUGGAAACACGUGACUGGCCCUCUUAGGUGGUCUCGAGAUAGUGUUACAUGGAAACUGUUACGAAAUUUGAAAUUCGUCGCUGCUCUUCUUCUUACCUACGCACAGUUUUAUCUUUUGGCUUCGUAUUUUUGUCAUGAUAUAGGUAAUCAACAACGUAAUUAACGAUUGAGAAAGUUUGACUUUGUGAAGGAAACUUCGUGAUCGUUUCAUAUGAUGUAACGUUUGUCCCUCUGUGCCGUUCAGUUUUUUUUUUACGCGGUCUUAUCACAAAAGGAAGUUGAUAAAAAGAAUUUGAUGAAGACGGCGAAUGAAGUUGGCUACGAAACUCCCUCCACAAAGAUGUCAUUUCGUCUGUAUUUAUAGCGUUGACAACUUUUCGAAGCAUCGUCUGUGGAAAAAAGGUUACCCUGUAUAUGCUGACGAAGGCUGUACACCGCGUCUCUCAACGAUUCGACCUGUUAUAAUUCCAUACCGUUCUAAAAUAUUCGAUUCUUGUUUCAAGUUUUAUCGAAUGAAAUAUUUUGUCACGUUGGUUCUAUAGUUACGAAACUGUGAUUUAAAAUAUUAUUUUUUAAAUUUGACGCUAAACGAAAUGCGCUUUGAGAGAUUGACGAUAAUUUCACGAAAGCGUGAACGAAUGAACUUCGAAGAGAAAUUUCCCCGGUAACAUAGCCAGGGAACAAUUUUCUUCAGGGCCGGCGAUCACUGCGUAUUACCGCUGGAGAAAACAAAGGAUAAGAACCCCGGCCCUUCUUACUUCCAUUUACAAGAUGUUCGAAAGCCGACGAUGAGGCCAAGGUUAUUAUACGAACGCAGGUGUCGAUGCAGAUGUCGCAUAACAGACGGUGCAACACGACCGCGUGUACGGUACAUGGAAAUUUUAAUGAAAGUCCAAGAAUCAGCAAUAUCUAUCGCUCAAAGUUUGUCACAAGUGUCUGUUCCCAAGUAGAAGUCAAAAUGUUGUGAUGGCUGGAACAUCUCGACGUCCGAGCUCAGAGCUCGGACCUGAUCUGUCGUCUCCGACACCACCGAAGAAGUCCAAGUUCUCCGAGGCUUCGAUCGAGGGAACGUCCGAGAAGGAGCAUGAUUUGAGCACGGAAAAAUUGGAGAGCGUGGAGAAGUUAACGAGUACGAGUUCCUUGCCGAAGAACACGAUCGAAUUGAUACCAGGCAGCGAGUCGGAGACGAAUCCUUUCCAGAUCAGCGAGGAAUCUUUGGACAGCACCAAGCAACUGAUCCAAACUAACUUGGAGGGGCCGGCAAACGUGAAGGCUGGCUCCUCGAAGGAAGGACAGUUUGGUAGCUUUGAAACGAUCAUACAAAUGAAGUACAGUGGUCAGGAAGAACUAUCUGGUAGCUCUAGCAAGAGGUCAGAGUCGGAUAGCGAUGUACAAAUUCAGACUUCCUUACUCGGCGAGGAUGCAUCGUAUCAGGAAUUGUCUUUGAUCGGCAAUGGAGCUUACGGUACCGUUUACAAGGCCAAAGACUUGAAUACAGGACAAGUCGUAGCGCUAAAAAAAGUUAGGGUGCCGCUGACAGCAGAUGGACUACCCACGUCUACGUUAAGAGAAAUAGCUACCUUGAAACAGCUCGAAAGAUUCGAGCAUCCUCACAUCGUGAGACUGUUGGACGUUUGUCAAGGGAAUUAUCUACACUUGCCUUCAGCCGAUGGGAUGCCGGAGAGGCUAGAUCGAGGGUUGACUUUAUGGUUGGUGUUCGAACACGUAGAAAGGGAUUUAGCGUCUUACAUGUCCUCCUGUUCAGAGUCAGGUAUCCCGUCUCAUCUGCUGAAACAAAUGUCGCAGGAGAUACUGAAAGGAGUCGAAUUUUUACACAGUCACAGGAUCAUUCACAGGGAUUUGAAACCACAAAAUCUAUUGGUAUCCCGAGAGGGGAGAAUAAAAAUCGCAGAUUUUGGAUUGGCGAAAACGUACGACUUUGAAAUGAGAUUGACUUCUGUGGUCGUAACGCAGUGGUAUCGCGCCCCGGAAGUCCUCCUGGGCUGCUCUUAUGCCACCGCUGUUGACAUUUGGUCCGUAGGAUGCAUAUUAGCAGAAUUGAGUAUACUUGAACCUCUUUUCCCAGGUACAAGCGAAGGCGAUCAACUUGAUAGGAUUUUCCGAACAAUUGGAACUCCAGCGUAUGAAGAAUGGCCAGAAAAUGUGUCCCUUAGUUGGACAGCUUUCCCUUAUAGGGUACCAAAACCUCUUGAGUCAAUAAUACCUGAUCUCAAUGAACACGGAUUAGAUUUAAUUAAAAGUAUGCUUAUGUUUGAUCCUCAUAGACGAUUAACUGCAGCUCAGGCUCUCAGACAUCGGUAUUUCGCUGAAGAUGACUCGUGAUGAUUAUUAUUUCUGAGUAUUUUUUUGUUUUUGGUAUCUUUAGUAAUUUUUGAAACGUAGACUGACGUUGGUAUAUCCAAAAGUAUGUAAGCGUAUUAUUUUUUUUAAGGACAUCGUAGCAUUUUGUUUUUAAGCGGAUAGUAUAGUUUAUUACGAAUAUAGUACAAUAGGGAUUUUCGUAACUAUAUACGAUUUAUAAAUAUUCCUUUCUCAUUUAGAAAUUACAAUUGCAAAAUACGUUUACUACACUUUAUGAAGCGUAUCAUCAUCAUAUUUAAAUCAUACGACCAUUAGCUAAUUUCGAGAAAUCGUCAUAGUUUAAUUAUAAUUAUGUAUCUAACGAUAAUAUUGUUGACCUUAUUUAUUUAGGUAAUAUCUAAGAAGUAUUUUUAAUAUUACUAUUAGUUUCAUAAUAUCUAUGAAUUCAAUUAUAUCGACGUUCCAUUUUUUGUAAGUAAAGUAGAAGAUACUUUCUUGCAAAAAUAAAUGGGAUUUACAUAUAUCACGCGCACCAAAAAUGAUUUUGUGUAAUAAUUGACUAGGUGUGCCUUCCAAAGUCGUUGGAACGUUCACAACCUAUGCCUUAAUUUUCUAUGUAAUUAAACUUAACUGUAAUUACGUACCAUUAAGUAGCGUUAUUCUUGUAAGACUGGGGCCUACUGACCCGUUAGAUUUGUCGGAAAGACAUAGGAUCUCCCGUAAAAAAACCAGAAAGUACACUGCCAUAUGUAUGUAAAGAUAAUAACGAAUAGAAGUUAAUAAUGUAUUUUAUCUCUAGUAUGUGUAUAAAUCUUAAUAUUAGGCGAAUAAUAUAUAUAUAUACAUUAUUAUGCAGUUUGUAAAAAUAUGUGAAAGACGCAUGAAAAGACUGUACAGUAAAAUAAAGAUUUUAUAGUUUUAUA
This is a messenger RNA of Bombus huntii, 4078 nucleotides long. It is a transcript of the gene Cdk4, whose product is annotated as cyclin-dependent kinase 4. The transcript has 7 exons. Gene Ontology annotation, molecular function: cyclin binding; ATP binding; cyclin-dependent protein serine/threonine kinase activity. The coding region runs from base 1800 to 3176 and encodes 458 amino acids. Gene Ontology annotation, biological process: regulation of gene expression; regulation of G2/M transition of mitotic cell cycle; signal transduction. The record is from RefSeq and is a predicted model, not a curated record. NCBI's taxonomy places the organism in Eukaryota, Metazoa, Arthropoda, Insecta, Hymenoptera, Apidae. Gene Ontology annotation, cellular component: cyclin-dependent protein kinase holoenzyme complex; cytoplasm; nucleus.